AUUUAUUCUUGAAAAUGGAUAAGCUUAACAAUAUCGAACUCUUCAAGAUUUUGAAGAAGAGGGUUCAAAUAGAGAAUGUGCUUUCCCUCCUACUGUUAGUUCCUAUAGGACUGCUAGAAUUAUUGGUCCUGGUUACAGAUGAAAGAUACAGACCUAUUAAAAACUACAUGAUCCAUCUCUUUGCAGCGAUUUUUAUGAUAAUAAUUCUCUCAAUGCAAGCCUCUUUGAGGCUUGGAUCAGGCAAACCGAAGGUUAUUAGGUACAGGAAUCUGAAGACCUCUGAUUACCAUCAGAAGAUCAUUAGAGAGAAUAUUUUGACUUCAAAUAAGGACAAUGAGACUAAGAGUCCAAUUCUCCGCGGAAGAUACACUGAGAAUUACUCUCAAGACAAGGACAUCUUCUAUACGCCAAGGGAGAGCCAUGACUUUUCAACUCUUAGAAGACGGAAGGCAAACCCUCGUAGAGGAAUCUUCGAUAAUCAGAGUCCAUUCACCAGGAAAAGUUCUUUAGGCUUGAACACUCCAGACAGAGGGUUUACCCCCAGAAGAACCUUAGGAUCUCAGUUCGGAUCAAAGUAUGACUUUGAGGGCAGGAGACACUCUCCGCUGACAACUAAUAAAUAUGAUUACGUUAGUUCAUUAGGUAGACCAAGGGAGACUUUUAGAAAGAAGGAACUCAGGGAUUAUGAAGAUCGUGAAGAGUCAAAGACUAAUUACUACAAGACCAUGGAAGAGCUCGGCAUUGGCAAGAGCAUUGGCUACUGGAUCCAAAACACUAAGGAAUGGAUCUACACAGGCAUUAUUAAGAAGCUACUGAUACUCGAUAGAGAAAAUUUUAAGGAACUCUCUAGGCAAUUCCAAAGAAUUGGCUUUGAUCUGGUAGUCAGUAAGAACGAGCACUCUAGAUCUCCAUAUAAAAGUGAACAAAUGUUUAAAGCCAGGGAUGACUCCAAGCUCUUGGAUAUAGAGGAUCUUACUAACCUAGAGCUUAAGCAAGAUCUUGUUGAUCAGCUAUAUGGAAAGUACUAUUAUGCAGUUAAAAAUAAACCUCUCUUCAAGGUUGAAGGCAAGCUUAAAGAAGAUCUCGAAGAACUCCUUCAGCAGAGAAGAGAUAUUGAGAAAUAUUUCAGAAUUGAAGGUUUUGCAAAAGAGACUAGACCAUAUGUCACUUAUAGAAUCGCCAGAAUGGUUGAAAGCUCUAGCUUCCAGAUUCAUUAUAACUCUGGUGAAUCUUGGCAAGGACAAGAAUGGAGCCAUGACUUCCCAACAGAUGCAGAAAUCAUAAUGUGGCUCUUCUGAACAUGCUUUGAGAGAAUCUACAGAGACUCUAGUGAUUACAGAGCUAAGAUUAAAAUCCUAUAUGGUUACAUGAGCUACUACCCGCAGUAUUCUAAAAGUGGAGAAUCACUUGUAAUUGUCCAGGUAUCACCUCCUAAGUUCUCUCCAUUCUACAAAGUUAUGUCAGGAAAUAAAGAGCUGAAUCCUUUCCCAGGUGAAGAUAACGUUUUCAGUGCGAUCUUACUGUUUCUGUAUGAAAUCAAGACGAAAAAGAAUGGUAUUUUCGGAGCCAACCACAAAGCUUUACUUGAAGACAUUCUCAGAGUAUAAUUCUAACCUGAACAGAGUAAAUAAUUGUGUAAUGCCAAUGAUGGU
This is a messenger RNA of Moneuplotes crassus, 1652 nucleotides long. The record is from the annotation of a GenBank genome assembly. Lineage: Eukaryota; Ciliophora; Spirotrichea; Euplotida; Euplotidae.